Molecule: messenger RNA, 552 nt
Organism: Hibiscus syriacus
Lineage: Eukaryota; Viridiplantae; Streptophyta; Magnoliopsida; Malvales; Malvaceae
Product: protein LITTLE ZIPPER 4-like
Exons: 2
Coding region: 174-449 (91 amino acids)
Source: RefSeq, a predicted model, not a curated record
CCCAAUCUCUCGUGUAUUUUAAACCGUUAAAGUUUCAGCAUAAUCAAUGACCUACAAGAGAAAAAGAAGGCAGACAUGGGGGCUUUGCAGAUGGCCGGCCCUUUGUUGAUUUUACAGUCAACCUUGUAUUUAAAUCCCCAUACAAAACCCCUCAAUCUCUAAUUUCUGAAAAUAUGCUCUCAAUUAAGGGAUUCAAGAAAUUUUUUUAUCAGGGAAUGAAAAGCAGGAUGGAUAAACUCAACUCGCAGCUUUAUUGGCAGAACCACUGCAUAAUCAAAGAGAACGAGAGGUUGAGGAAGAAGGCUCAACAGCUGAACCAGGAGAACCAGGCUUUGUUGACCGAGCUGAAGCAAAAGCUAUCCAAGAAAGGACGUUCACAUCCAGACCAUGGCUCCUGUCUUUGCUCUACUUCGAACCCCAACUACAAUAAUGAACCACGUCAACCUUAAAACACCAUUAAUAGUCGAGAGAGCCGGCAUUUAUGUUUAUUUUAACCACAAUUGUUUUUGCUAUUGUCCAUGUAAUUUCGUUGUUAAGGUGGAAAAAAAAUAA